AUGGCCAAACCAGAUCCCGCCCAGAGCUUGCAAAGCCAGCCCCAGCCCCUCAGACUUGGUCAAGAAAGGACUGGCCAGUGGGCAGAGAUCCUAGUGUUGGGUUCCUGGUGCCGGAUGGUGGCUUCACAGCUCCAUUUUGCCACCUGCCAGGCUUCCAAUAGCCUUAAGGGCAAGAUCCCAUCUCAUGCAGCAGGAAGGUCAGAGCGUUCUCCUCCCGUCCCCCAUGGCUGUGGUCAGGCAGCCAAGAUUGAUUGGAAGCUGGCAGAGAAUGGCAUUGCCCACCACACUGACCAUUACAGCGGGAACGAGCUGGUGGUGCGUCGGGGGCAGCCCUUUGCCAUCUCCCUGGCCUUCGAUGGAGCCCCUCAAGAGGCAGGCACCCUGACCUUCACAGUGGACACCGGGUUGACGGAUGCUCUUCAGAGCAGGACAAGGGUGGCCUUCAGAGUCUCGAGGACCCUGGGCGGUAACUCCUGGGCUGCGGCCCAGACCUUCCCUACUCCCGGCACCAUGACCUUCUUCAUCACCAGUCCAUCGAACGCGGCUAUCGGGCGCUACCGGCUGUGCAUGCAGACCAGCUCCGGGGGCAGCCACGCCUCCUCUGCAUACCUGGGCACCUUCGUGCUCCUCUUCAACCCCUGGCUCCAAGGAGAUGAGGUCUAUAUGCCAGACAACAUAGACCUCGAGGAGUACGUCCUUUCCGAGUCCGGGGCGGUCUUCAUGGGCAGCUACUACAGCAUCUCCCGGAUGGGAUGGAACUUCGGCCAGUUUCAGGACGGCAUUCUGGACAUCUGCCUGUCCAUCCUGGACCAUAGCUUAGAAUACCGCAAUGACCCGGCCACUGACCUGCGUCACCGCAAUGACCCCAAGUACGUCGGACGGGUGCUCAGCGCCAUGAUCAACAGCAAUGACGACAAGGGUGUGUUGAUGGGAAACUGGAGUGGCAAUUACUCUGGUGGACAGAGUCCUAGCAGCUGGACAGGAAGUGCCAAGAUCCUGCAAAAAUGGAAGUCCUCUGGAUUUCAGCCAGUCCGCUAUGGGCAGUGCUGGGUCUUCGCAGGAGUGCUGACCACAGUGCUCCGGUGCCUCGGUUUCCCCGCCCGCAUGAUCACCAACUUCAACUCAGCCCACGACACCAACGAGAACUUGAGGGUGGACAUGUUCUACAGCUCAGACGGGAAAUUUCUGGAAACGACUAAUGACAGCGUCUGGAACUUCCACGUGUGGAAUGAGGCCUGGUUCACUCGGUCUGACCUGGGCGCCAAGUACAACGGCUGGCAGAUUUUGGAUGCGACUCCACAAGAACUAAGCUAUGGCAUCUACCAGUGCGGCCCGGCUUCCCAGGUGGCCAUCAAGGAGGGAGAUGUUGACCUGGGCUACGAUGGCCCCUUCAUCUUUGCCGAGGUCAAUGCUGACCAAAUUUCCUGGACCUUGGACAAAGCCAACCAGUCGGUGAAGAAGGCUGCCUCGGACACCAGGACCGUGGGCAAGUUCAUAAGCACCAAGGCUGUGGGAAGCUUUGCUCGCCAUGAUGUCACCGAUGAUUACAAGUACCCAGAAGGCACCAACGAGGAACGGGAGACCUUCCACAAGGCCCGGGCCAAGCUGAACCUUGAACCAACGGCCACCAGGCCUGCCAUGGCCAGGCCUCCAAGAGUGACCGGGAACUUUGAGGUCAAGAGCCACCUCGAGGUUGGCCAGGAUGUGGAGCUGCUCCUGCAACUGACCAACCUCGCCCCUGAGGCCACUACCCUGACGGUCAACAUGAAUGCCUGGACCAUCAUCUACACCGGGAAGGCCAUCCACGAGGUCUGGAAGGACUCCCUCGCCCUGACGCUCGGCCCCAAGGAAGAGAAAGCCUUUCCUAUCAAGAUCUCCUACGCGGCGUACCAACAGCACCUGACAACGGACAAUAUUAUCCGGGUGACAGCCUUGUGCCAGGUUAAGGAGGGAACCGACACCGUGGUGCUGCGCAACGUCUCCCUGGAGAACCCCACCAUCACCUUGAAGGUGCCGAGCCACGCAAAGGUGGGCGAAGCGCUGAAGGUCGAGAUGGUCUUCACCAACCCACUGGAAAAAGAGAUCUCCUCUUGUGUGCUCGUGGCCGAGGGGAAUGACCUGCUGGAGGAUGAGAUCAGGAAGGAGGUCCCACCAGUGAAGGCCAAAGAGACUGUCCGUGUCUCCUUCGAGGUCACCCCCAAGAAGAAGGGCACCAAGCAGCUGUUGACCGUCUUCUCCUGUGACAAAUUCACGGAUGUCAAGGCCUUCGAGCUCAUCAAGGUGGUCAACUGAUCCUGGAUGCCGGAGAGACCCCUCCCCAAAGAGAGGCUCCCCCAAAAGGGGUGGAGUA
Anolis sagrei ordinatus is the source of this 2350-nucleotide messenger RNA. Lineage: Eukaryota; Metazoa; Chordata; Lepidosauria; Squamata; Anolidae. The record is from RefSeq and is a predicted model, not a curated record.